AUGGCAGGAAGGAUUAACCCGGGACAUUACCACUUACCUUUGCCCUUUAACAAUCGUGACUUGAAUAAAGAUGCUAUUAAGAAGAAGUUGGAUGACAUUGAAUCGGACUUGGAGGCUCGAAAAGGCCGAACAGAAGACUUCGCCAUUCUCAACAUUAUCGGUCUUCUGAAAUACCGCCUCGAACGCUACAAAGAGGCCGAAAAGGAUUUUCGCGCCAUUCUCUCUCAGGACAGCUGCAACCUUAACGCUUUGGCUAACAUGCAGUUUCUGUUAAAGAAAGUAUAUAGGAAAGAAGAAGGCGGAAUAUUUCAGAGCAAAUUAAAUGCGUACCUAAGUGAAUCCACGGAGGACUCCAUCAGAAUGAAAGCAAGGUGCCUAGCAGAGCAGGCAUAUGCUUAUGCUUGCGAUAUGCACACAGAUAACGCUGGUAGAGAACGAUAUACAGAAUCUAGUGACAUCUUCCAGAAGGCUCUUGACCUUGGUGGUGACCUGAUAGAUGCAGCAGAAAUAGACAUUUGGAAAUUUUGCAUGGCCAAGAAUGCGCACAAGCUCUUCGACAAGUUCACAUACGGAGAAGAUUAUCCCUAA
Molecule: messenger RNA, 588 nt
Organism: Acanthaster planci (crown-of-thorns starfish)
Lineage: Eukaryota; Metazoa; Echinodermata; Asteroidea; Valvatida; Acanthasteridae
Product: tetratricopeptide repeat protein 22-like
Biological process (GO): signal transduction
Molecular function (GO): protein binding
Source: RefSeq, a predicted model, not a curated record